GUCUAGUGUUAGUGUACGCAACUUAUAACGUGGCCAUCGCCUUCCAGGCGGUUGGCUUGUCCCAACGGCCGGCAUUACCUUGCGUGCUAGCUCAACAGAGGAUACAAGGAAGCAUAUGCGAGUACCAUUUAAUGUAGCCGUUGCGAACUUUAAGCGACUGAAGCCGAAUUUCCAGCGGGCUCGAGCGAGGUUGUUGGAAAGCAAGCAUGCCGAACACAGUUGGGCGACCUCCGGACGAUGAGCUUCUUGCCGUGCUCGUCUACGUGGCUCUUAUAUUGUUGUGUUUGACAGCAAUUGUUCUUAUAACACAUGCAAUUCAGGUGUCGUAUGACAAGAAGCAAGCGGAACGCGCGCGUCUGGAAACCCUUGAAGCUUCCCGUAAGCGUCUGAGGACCCUCGCAGAUCGCCACCGAAUCUACGUCUCCCCCUUCACCACCACCGCCGCCACACCCACCGGCCACACCCCAGCAGCUGCGACCCACUUCUCCUCCUCCCCAGCUCCAACCUCCAUCUCAGACGCCGCCGCCACACCCUUCGGCGGCGGCAGCUCACGUCCCUCGUCCAGCUUUGAGGGAGACGGCGGACGCAGCAGCAGCGGCGGCUGCGGCGGUAACGGCAGCGGCGUCACAGCCACGCUUCUAGCCACAGCGACCUCGCUGCUGCUUCAUCGCCGUAGGGGCUCGGCCACGGGAUUACCGCCUGCCGCCUCCGCCCCGGCAUCUGCAGUCAGUAGCGGUGCCAGCGGAGUCGGCGCCACCGGCGGCGGCGGUGGAGGCCUGGGGGGCUUGUUAAGGCGUUGCUGUACAGCUGGGGUUGCCUCUCACAAUGCGGGCGGCUGCGAACCCGGUGCUCAACCGCAACCGCAGCAGUACCCGCAGCAGCAGCAGCAGCAGCGGCGGCGUUCCUCCACCGAGUUGCUGUUUUGCAGGGAGAGUGGCGGCCCGCUGGAGAUGAGUCAGGUGCUAGGCAGCGUGACUCCGGAGGCAAUCCUGAGCACCCGCCAGGUGCUGGCGACUUUCAACUACGACUACUCGGCUCUUCAUCGCCGGGAGGUGAGCUAUGCCGGCAGUGGGCCGAAUGCUGGCAAUUGGCAGCGACUCCGGCACAGCUGAGGACUCCACACGUUAGGCUGGUUUGGUUGAGUCAACCGUCCAACCAACCGAGGUUAUCAAUCAAGAACCCAUCCUGACCCACCUACAACGUAUUUGGCCACCAAUGUUCCGGCAGCAGCACUAUGGUCCCGUUGGUCUUCCUGGCAAGGGGGUACCGGUAGCGAGUGGCGCUGGGCUUUGGAGUCGCGGAUGGACAACUUGGGGCGACGUGAACAGAAUGAGGAUGGAUGAAGCUAGGCCAAAAGGUACAGGUGGGCCUCCAAAAACCAAUCAUCUAGUUGGAAAACAACACGGAGUCGUUUUAGUGUUUGGUGGUGGUAGAGAAACCCAGCUGUUUGGUGGUGAGGGGAGCCCAGCCGCAUGCUGUGGUAUGAAAUCGACCCUGUAUCGGCUUCACACCGCCGCGAUCGUCGGAAGAUUUGUGUGUGUCCAGACAUUUUAGUGUUGUGUAUGCGUGUCUGCUAUCUGUUGUGCCCGUGAGAAUUGUUGCGUCUUAACGUACCGCAAGUUAUCGGCAUGCGUGUCUUGCAAAAAUGUCUUGUCGUACUGGGCAUUUCGCAUGUGAAUCACUACAGAGCAACGAUCGCGUUCGUAUCCAUAUCGAGUUCCAAGGUUCUGCUGUGGUGUGUUUGUUUGGGGUUGCGUACCGAAAGAGUUGCCGAGCGGGAAGCGACGUUGCCUGCUACUGACGUUGAACGUUCGUGGGACGGAGUUCUAGGUAGGUGAAAGGCGGGUCCUUGGUAGACAUUAACAACGAGCCUUGCGGAGCGAUUCUGGCGCUUUAUGAGUAAGCACGGACCUGCAUACCUAGAGUGAGUUACAGAGGAACCCAAUGGGGCCUGCGGAGCCCCAAGGGCGGAUGCUGUCGGAGUGGCGGCCCUGUGUUAGGGGGAGCGAUACGUGACUGCACGUAUGCCUGCAUGCAGCAAGCGCACCCCCAUCCCGAAACGUCAACCCCGGACGAGAAUGCUGCACCGUCCUCUGCCUGCAUUCGCUUUUGGGUUUGGAAUUGUGUGUUGUUGUUGUUGUUGUUGUUGUACUUUGUUGUGGGUUACUGUUGCAAGUGCUGCCGUGGGAUACUUCGUAGAGCUGGUUUAGAGCUGUUUGGGUACUGGGUGUUUCCUGGAAAGGACUGUGUUCCCUUCGCGCCGGGAGUUGGAGGCCAGCAAGACAAGAGGCGUGGGUGUUCCUGACUCUGGAGGAGGGAGCUCAGCAGCAUUUAGCUGGCUCAGAUGGCCGGAUUGGCCGUGUCUGACAAGCCUAAGGUGUUAGCCGCCCUCGGCUGCACGCCUUCUGUUCCGUCAUGCGUUUCUGGGUAGCUUUGCCUUUGGGUGCGGCACGAGUGGUUUGUUGGGUGUUGGAAGGAUGCUGUCCUUUGCGAUGCGUUAUUUUUGGAGGGCCGUUGAGCGGACGUGAGAGGGAAAGGAAAUGCGAAGCUACGGGCCUGCAUUUGGCUGAACGUUUCGCCUUUCGCCUCCUGUUGUCGGUCGAGGGGCAUGUUGGUUUCUUUUUUUGGAGAGUUGGCAUCCUAUGAAAGCGGAGAGCACCCUUGGACGUGAGCACCUCCUCUGCUGAGCAUGAUAUUACCGGUAUUGCUGCGAGUUGUUGAGUUCAUAACAUGGUUGGCGAGUUGGAUUUGAAAAAAGAGGUUUUGCGUUGUUUUUUUGUGGGACAGGAAGCAGUAGCUGGCAACGGAAGGACGGCACGCGUGCUUCGGCGUGGAUGUCCAGUGUGUUCUGUGGCAUCCCAGGGUUGCAAACACUAGCAGACGUCGGGUAGUUGAGAAGACAAGACGGAGGAUUGAGUGGGUGUGUCCUUCAUCGUUUCUGCUGGCUGGCCUCUUAAUUUGGUUCAUGCAAAUCCGGGUGCUUUUGGUGCGGCGCUUGCACUGCAUUACCCCAUAAUGAAUUAGCCUUUCGGAUGUAGUGAACCAAAAACCGAAGCGAGGUACCGGUAGAGCUCGUUGUUGAGGCGCACAGUUCCCUGAAAUCUGGGAC
Molecule: messenger RNA, 3109 nt
Organism: Astrephomene gubernaculifera
Lineage: Eukaryota; Viridiplantae; Chlorophyta; Chlorophyceae; Chlamydomonadales; Astrephomenaceae
Source: the annotation of a GenBank genome assembly